CCGGAGGGGCGGGGGCGGGCCCGCGUGGCGCAUGCGCGCUGCAUUGUUUUGACUGAAAAUGCCGUCGGUUUCGAAAGCGGCGGCGGCGGCGCUGAGCGGGUCCCCCCCGCAGACCGAGAAGCCGACCCACUACAGGUAUCUAAAGGAGUUUAGGACAGAGCAGUGCUCCCUGUUUGUGCAGCACAAGUGCGCCCAGCACAGGCCAUUUACCUGUUUCCAUUGGCAUUUCCUAAAUCAGCGUCGGCGCAGACCGCUCCGCAGGCGCGACGGCACCUUCAACUACAGCCCGGACGUGUACUGCUCCAAGUACGACGAGGCCAGCGGCGUGUGCCCUGACGGCGACGCGUGUCCGUACCUGCACCGGACGACGGGGGACACGGAGCGCAAGUACCACCUGCGCUACUACAAAACGGGCACCUGCAUCCACGAGACGGACGCCCGGGGCCACUGCGUGCGGAACGGGCUGCACUGCGCCUUCGCCCACGGCCCCUUGGAUCUGCGGCCGCCCGUGUGCGACAUCAGGGAGCUGCAGGCCCAGGAGGCCCUACAGAACGGCCAGCUCGGCACUGGGGAUGGCGUCCCUGACCUGCAGCCCGGGGUCCUGGCCAGCCAGGCCCUGAUGGAGAAGAUCCUGGGCGAGGACCCCCGGUGGCAAGACACCAACUUCGUGCUGGGCAGCUACAAGACGGAGCAGUGCCCCAAGCCGCCGCGCCUGUGCCGCCAGGGCUACGCGUGUCCGCACUUCCACAACAGCCGCGACCGGCGCCGGGACCCCCGGCGGUUCCCAUACAGGUCCACCCCCUGCCCCAGCGUGAAGCACGGCGACGAGUGGGGCGAGCCCUCCCGCUGCGAGAGUGGGGACAGCUGUCAGUACUGCCACUCCCGCACGGAGCAGCAGUUUCACCCCGAGAUCUACAAAUCUACCAAGUGCAACGACAUGCGCCAAACUGGGUACUGCCCUCGGGGCCCUUUCUGUGCCUUCGCACACGUGGAAACCGCAGCCACUCCAAGCCCACUGCCCCCUUUCUCGGCAGAGAGCCUUGGGACAGCCAGCGACUGGGGCUGCCGAGACCUCGCCUCCGUCAGCGGCCCCGCGGCCCCCAGCGGGCAGCCCGGACACCCAGUGCUUUUUGUGUUGCAGACCAAGUGGAGAGACUCACCUGCCGAAGGCAGCCAGAAAGCCAGCGAGCAGGACAGUAAGCAGAGCCACCUGGCGGUACUGGCUGUGGUUCACCCACUCGCUCCCAGCGUGAGUUCCAGUGUGGCGUCCAGCCUGGCGUCCAGCACGGGCUCAGGCGGCUCCUCGCCCACCGCUCUGCCUGCCCUCUCGGCCCGUGCGCACCCGCUUGACCCCACCGGCAGUGCCGUCGAGGCAGUUCCAGGAUCUGCAUUAGACCUUCACCUUGGUGACAUCAGCCUCGCCGCCCAGGAUAAGGAGCUGGAGGAGCACGACGGCCGUGACCUGGGACCCGCGGGUCAGAGGUCGCUGGGGGGCUCGGCACCUGUGGCCAUCCCAGGCUGCUUGCCCCGCUCCCCGUCCCUGCACUCGUCGUCGUCCCUGUCUGCCUCCCCACUCAGCUCCCUCUCCCAGUCCCUGUCAGGGCCACUCGUCUCCUCGGCCAUGACGCCCCCCCAGCAGCCGCCACCCCUCAAGUCAGAGCCCAGAGCACUGGGCCCCUCGGCCCCGUCCUACAGCUCCUUCGGUUUGAAUGGUGUCCCCGGCAGCAUCUGGGACUUUGUUUCGGGCAGCUUCUCUCCCAGCCCGUCCCCAAUCCUGAAUUCCGGCCCUGCAGCCUCUUCGGGGGCGAGUGCUAACAGUGCCGAGCUGGCCCGCGUCCGUCGGCAGCUGGACGAGGCCAAGAGGAAGAUCAGGCAGUGGGAGGAGUCCUGGCAGCAGGUGAAGCAGGCCUGUGACGCCUGGCAGCGGGAGGCCAAGGAGGCCAAGGAGCGGGCGCUCGCGGCCGACAGCGCGCGGCAGGUGGCGCUGCAGAAGAAGGAGGAGGUGGAGGCCCAGUUCCGGAGGCUGCAGGAGGAGCUGGAGGGCCAGGGCCUGUGCUCGGCGCUCCCCGGGCUGCGCGGCUGCGGCGACAUCGGUGCCAUCCCGCUGCCCAAGCUGCACUCGCUGCAGAGUCAGCUGCGUCUGGACCUGGAAGCCCUUGACGGGGUGAUCUUCCAGGUCCGAUCGAAGCAGUGCGUGGUGUGCGGGGAGCAGGCCCGCGGCACCGUCCUGCGGCCCUGCCAGCACCACGUGCUCUGCGAGGCGUGCGCUGCCGGCGCGCCCGAGUGCCCCUACUGCGCGGGCCAGCCCCUGCCAUGGUGACAGCCGCCGCCUCACCCACCGGUGCCACCGAGGUCGGGACCCCGGCCCAUCCACCCACCCGCGGUCUCGUGCUCUCGUCGCCAACCCAGCAGCCCUGCGCGGCCCGCCAGCAGGGGACUUCGCGGGCGUGUGCGCCAAGCGCCGUGACCGGAUCCUGGGGGGUCGCGGUCGAGAAGCACUUUGCAGCCUGAGGAGUUUGGGCGGACCGUCCGAGUUGCUAUGAGCUGCUUUUAGGUUCGUGUUUUUAACAUACGGUGACAUGAAGCUUUACACGUGUACUGUGAACGUGUGUCAUCCGGUCUUUUAGUCCAUAGUCCGUAUGUGUUUUCGGGUCACAUUCUGAAGUUAGCCUUUGGAAGCGAGCGUUGAUCUGGUGAGAAAUGCUUAGAUAGGAGUUGGACCGUUUUCAAAUGAAGUGCAAACCCAUAGUGUUUCUAGCAGAGGGACUAUCACGGGACGCGCCCCUGCAGGCGGUUUUAACUCUCCCAACACGGCCCGUGAACUGCAGCGGCCGCUGAUGCCCGCGGGCUCCCACGCAAGUGCCUGUGCCUGGGAAGGGCGGGGCGGCGGGCUGGGGGUCCCGCCAACUGGACAAGGUGCGCGCCAGCACUGUGACGGCCGCGGGCCCCCGCUUCCCAGAGCUCGCUGGCAGGCAUCCCAGCCUCCAGGGUGACGCUGUCGCCUCAUCUCUUUGUCUAAGUGGCCUAUUCGCGUGACCAUGACGUUGGGGAGGACCUGGCCGCCGUGGGGGGUGGGACGGUGGAAAGGCUGCUGGACACGGGUUGGAUCUUAGGGCAGACAUGUCUUCCGCAUCUGCUUUGGGUCCUGGGAGUCUGGGAGGAAGUGGAAGUGUCUGUCGUUGGUCCAGACUCGGCGCUUGGUGAGGCAGACGUAGAUGGGCACCGCAAUCGCCCAGAGUCUGCCACUGGGCGCAGAGCAGGGACCAACCCAUCCCGGAAGGGACAGGGACACGCCCCACCGGCCCCGGGCUGUGCCAAAGACUUUAUAGAUAAGAGCAUUUUUGUAAGUGCAAAGUGACUAAGUUUUUAUCAGUGACCAAAUUAGAAUGUAUUUAUUAUAGUGAGAGGUUUCAAGCCUGUCUUCACGAGACAGAAAGGAGAGCUGACACUUAGAGGCCGGUCCAUGGAGCGCGCAGCGGGCCGGCUGCCGAAGGGGACAGACUCGGCUGCCGUAGUUCGACUUGGUUUUUAAUUCUAGUAAUGAUUGAUUAGCUCUUAGAAAUUACGUAUAUUUUGUGCUACUGUUAUCACUGUUUAAAAUUAUUUUUAUUAAUAUUUAUGCACCUGUUUCCCCCUCCAGGCCUUUGGCCUUUUGAGGGAGAACAGGGUAGUUUUAUUACCAACAUCCAGCCUGGACACUUUGCAAUUGUAAAGGAGAACCAUGAAGCUUUAGGUGUGUUCAUAAGCUACUCGGGUCAGUUCUUGCUGGGGAGCUCGGCGGACCAGAGGGCCGCGCUCCCGGCUCCCACGGCUGGGGCGGGGCGGGGCGCGGCGCGGGCCGAGAACCGGGGUGCAGUGGGAAGACCAAAGAACCACCCAGACUCCAUCCUGGCCGCCGGGGCCACCCUGCACAGGCCUCCCAGUCACAGCUCGGCCAGGCCCGGCGUCCCAGGGCGUCACUGUCCUGCUUGCGGGUGGUGGGAGCGCCGGGUGUGGGAGCGGGAGUGGGAGUCACUUGGUGCUGGGCGAGGCCCCGGCUCUUGCUGCCCACCUCUUGUCAGCUCACGUGUGUUCGGUGUCAGCAGGAGACCUCAGUGUGGGAGCCCCAAUCCAUACAUUUGCUUUGAGUAUUUAGAGGAGAAUGUUACCGGAAUGGAGUUUUAACCCAGAAGGUAUAGUAUUUAUAAGGUGUAAUCAUUUCCUUGUCGUGAACCGUUUAAGUGUAACACUUGUUAAAUUUUUUACACUAUAGCAUUUAUGCAAUGGUUUACAGAAUUCAUGGAGUUAUUUUUAUCAGUAUGGAUAAAAUGGAAAUUAAAAAUCUUUAUCAUCUUG
Messenger RNA from Sus scrofa (pig), 4335 nucleotides. It is a transcript of the gene UNKL, whose product is annotated as unk like zinc finger. The record is from RefSeq and is a predicted model, not a curated record. Lineage: Eukaryota; Metazoa; Chordata; Mammalia; Artiodactyla; Suidae. Gene Ontology annotation, molecular function: metal ion binding.